Mucor velutinosus is the source of this 975-nucleotide messenger RNA. RefSeq lists its product as uncharacterized. Lineage: Eukaryota; Fungi; Mucoromycota; Mucoromycetes; Mucorales; Mucoraceae. The record is from RefSeq and is a predicted model, not a curated record. The transcript is spliced from 2 exons. Bases 1 to 975 code for a protein of 324 amino acids.
AUGUCCAGCAAGGAUUCCAUCGCAGAAAAGGACGCAACUGAUGAAUUUCCAAAAUCGGACGAUCUCAUCAAGGAGGACUAUUCCGCAUUAAAGCAGACGCUGAACACCAUCCAGAAAGAAAACACAGCCUUGAAGGAGGACAACUUACAGAUAACAGCAACCAUCGACGAGCUUCGACACACUGUAGAUGAACUGCAAAAGACUCUCGCAACUGCAAAAAGUGAUUUGGCUGCUUAUGACGAGCGUCACGCCACCAUUUUGAGUGAACUGAACGGAUUGAAAGAAUCAAUAAUGGACUCCAAUAGAAUGUAUCAAGACAUCUCAAACCCACAACCAUCACAGACCGCGCUCUUGCCAAAUGAAGCCAGAGACACGAUUGCAUCCUCCCAACGUAGUAUUCCUGCACCUUCUAAAGUAUUGCUAGACGAGAAUAAGAAGAAAGACAAUAGAUUAGUAGAAUUAAGACGUAUCACAAGAGAAUACAUGAAUGUUAGUGACGAGGAAGCAGGGCUCAGACUAUACAAGCUGCAGAAAACAAUGAUCCAUGUCGUGUCUGAUUUGAAAAAGUACAUGAUGAGUCGACACGAAGAUGUAACCAAAUCGUGGAAGUCUAUCGACAUCAGCACACAAAGAGUGGCAUUUGAGAUGGUGGAAAAAGAAGCAAGCAAUCUGGGUGUGCCUUUGAAUUUGUGUAUUGGUUACUGGGGUGCAAGAAGAUUGAUCAGUAAAUCUUGGGCAAAUGCCUUGAGAACAUCCAAGAAGCACGUUAAUACAGGUCCCGAGACGAGAGAAGAUAGGCCAGAGGAUGAUCAACCAAGGGCAACAGAUGUUACGGAACCUUCUCCAGAUACCGAUAUUCAUGACAACAAUGACAACAACAAUAACAUCACUAAUACUACUCACGAUGAUCAAGACGACGCCUCUUCACCCUCACCUGACUGCAGAGCUUCCAAAAGACCAAAGACUAAGGCAUAA